AUGUCUUACAACAAGCCCACCAGCCCACCCCCUUCUUACCCAGCUCCCGUGCACGACAACGGCGGCUACCAACCCAACUCCCCGCCACCCCAAGGUGGCGGUGCUUCGCAGGACUAUUAUGGAGGCCAACAGGGUGGUCAACAAUACUAUCCUCAGCAACAGGGCUAUGGACCCCCUCAGCAGCAGGGUUACUAUCCGCAGCAACCCCAGGGCCAGAUGUACUAUCCUCCGCAGCAGGGCUAUCCCCCUCAGCAGCAGCAGGGGUACUAUGCUGGUGACCGAGGCGGUGGUGGCUCCGGUGCUGGUGGUAUCUGUGCUGGUAUUAUGGCGGCGCUUGCAUGCUGUUGCUGCUUGGACAUUCUUUUCUAA
Penicillium brasilianum is the source of this 369-nucleotide messenger RNA. NCBI's taxonomy places the organism in Eukaryota, Fungi, Ascomycota, Eurotiomycetes, Eurotiales, Aspergillaceae. The record is from the annotation of a GenBank genome assembly.